CAUCCUUGUUUCAGCAAGAUGGGCUGUCAUGGUUUAACCCCAGCCAGAAAAUGAAUGAAGAGCAUCUUUGUACAGCGGUGAGAAGUCUGUAGCUGGAUAAAAAUGAGGAGUUUCCAGUUGAGGCACUCGAUGCUGGUAUGUCUGGAAUCCCUCCACUCCCUCUGCACAGUGAAUGCCAGAGCUCUCAAGGUACACACACAUAUAUAUUCUGUAUCAACAUGCGUUUCUGUACCCUGUGUGGAUGUCUGGUGUCCAGGCAGACAGCAUCGUCAAGAAAAUCGUUCGCACAAUCGGCCAAGAAUGCACUGCCCGGGGACAAACCGUUUCUGAAACCUUGGUGGCGUUCAUGGUGAAAGCUGUUGUUUUAGAUCCAAGAAAUGGCUUUAAUGUGGAUCAAGCCGUUAUAAGAAAAGAUGUGCAAAACCUUAUCCAGCUCUGUGUUACCAGGCUGCUUGACACAACAAACCCAUCCCUCAGCACAAUUAAGAUGCAAGUUUUCUUUGAUAUGAACUAUGCAAACCGAGCUGAAUUACUCAGCGAGCAGCACCGUGUUCUGGAGGGAAAGCUGGCUCCUGCGGUCAGAGACAUCACAGAUAGUCGUCCUCGGGUACAAGAAUUGCAGAGUAUGUACCAAAAAAUCGUGAGCUACGUGCUGCUGAGCUCUGGCCUGGGACCAACAGAUAUUGAGGCUGUCAGGGAAGUAACAGCUGGCCUGCAGAGUGUAUUCCCCCAGAGAGAAAUGAUUACUUUCAUCUCACUCAGUAAGAAGAACAAAGAGCAAGAGCUGAAAAAUCUUGCCAAGCUGGUCACAGGAAUCCGUUUGUACAACAAGGAAUGUGGGAAAGGAGGAAGCAGCAUUGAUGACUUGCCAGCCAUUCUGAAUGAAUCCAUUCCGUCAGCUACACAGACUGUGGAUGAAAGACUUAAUGCUUGCCACGGGCUGGCCCACCAGUACACAGCUCUGCUGGAAUCUGCCCAGGGAGACCCACACAGAUACGCACGGCUUAGUUCUUUUAAAUUAAAAGAAGCACUGUUCAAUGUGAGACAAUACGAGGCCUUCCUUUGCAUCCUUCUGUCUGAUGCAAUUACAAGUGCUGAAGAGGUUGAAAAGAUAAAUGUGCAGUUUGCAGCAACAAUGGAGCAGUUGAAAAAUACGGUGCAGAAUAAGGUUUCCGUAGAUGCCAAAGAAGUUUUUCCUCUCUUUAUUGCACUUUCUAACCUCUGGAGCGGCUUUCAGGAUGAGAUACUGCUCCUGAGCUUCCUCACAAACAUGACUAACAGUCUGCAGCAGUUCUCGGAAAUCCAGUCACGGCUUCUUCCCAAGGAAUUGCUGACAUCUCUUCUGGAAGGAGUGACUGUGAAAAGUGAUGAGGAAAGGAUAAGAGAAACCAUGGGAACCAGAGUGAAUGUUUCUGAUUUCAAGAACCGGGAAUGGCUUUUUCCAGAGACUACUGAUAAUUUUGAUGAGUUGCUGAUCCAGUACCACAGUUUCUGUGCACACGCGAUCGGUGUGAAAGGCCUCACCCUCCCAGGAAAUCCUGCUAUUGGAAUUUUAAAGCACAAGGAGAGAUGUUAUGUUUUCAGUUCCAUAGAAGCUGCAUAUGCCUUUGCUCAAGAUCCAGAUAAGUUCAUUCAACUGAACAUAGAAAAAGCAAAAGAACACGCAGAGCUAAUUCUGCUGCUUGAGCUUUGUCAUCAGUUUGAGUACUUUGCUCCAUUUAAACAGGCCAGAAAUGCAGGCAAACGUUGGAUAAAACCAACCAUGCAAUGUGACAGUGGCACUCAAACUGAUACUCACAUCUUGCCUCCGACUAUUGUGGCAUCCUAUGAGUGGAAUGAAUGGGAACUGAGAAGAAAAGCCAUAAAACUGGCCAAUUUGCGCCGCAAACUGACUCACGCCGUGCAGACUGAUCUCAGCCACAUGAGAAGAGAGAACUCCACCCAAGUCUACCUGCCAAAAGACAGCAGCACCCAGACCAAGUGUGACAACUCGAGCAACGUGCCCAGACCACAGAUGUUCUUGAAAGGUCUCCGAGGAGGAUCUUCACCCACUACUCAUAUGGUCAAAGUAGACUUAACAAGACCAGUAGAUGAAAACUGAGUGAAAGUGAGAAACCUAAAGAUAUAUUGAAUGUAUAUAUAAAAAUCCCUGCGUGUAUCUGAAUUGAGAUAUGAAAGAUCUUACUGUGUCUGUUGAUUCCAGAAGCAGGAAUUUCUUUCAUUUACUUUAUCUGUCGAGGCUGCUGACUGGCAUUAAGUGACAGAAAUUCUGACCCUGAAACAUGCAGAUUUUAAAUGGUGAUUUAGAAUCUUCCCAAAGACUUUAAUUUAAACUGACAUUUAAAUGUGUAGUGUGUGCUCUGGGAUUUUCUUGAGGUUUUAAUACAAUGAUUGUUUGCAGAAA
This is a messenger RNA of Calidris pugnax (ruff), 2404 nucleotides long. It is a transcript of the gene CFAP206, whose product is annotated as cilia and flagella associated protein 206. The coding region runs from base 173 to 2101 and encodes 642 amino acids. Gene Ontology annotation, cellular component: ciliary basal body; axoneme. Gene Ontology annotation, biological process: regulation of cilium beat frequency; sperm axoneme assembly; regulation of flagellated sperm motility. Lineage: Eukaryota; Metazoa; Chordata; Aves; Charadriiformes; Scolopacidae. The transcript is spliced from 16 exons. The record is from RefSeq and is a predicted model, not a curated record.